AUGACUGUGGUGCUGGUGGCGGGAGCCGCCGGUGGGCUGGGCCACCGCACCGCCCUCGCCGCUGCGCGCCUGCCGGGCACUACCGUGCGCGGCCUGGUCCGCACACUGUCCCCCAGCGACCCCGGCAAGCAAAAGGCGCUGGAGGCUUUGAAGGCGGCGGGGGUUGAGCUGGCAGAGGGCGACCUCCUGCAGCCCGGCACCCUGGGCCCUGCGGUGGCUGGCGUGGAUGUGGUUGUGAGCUGCGUGAUGGGGGAUGAGGCGGCCAUGGUGGACGGCCAGGCCAACCUGCUGAAUGCCGCCAAGGAUGCGGGAUUUGUGGCCUCCACCUUCUCCAUGAACCUGUUUGCUCUGGACCCCGCGGUGCACUUCAUGAUCGCGCCCCGCCGCCGCUUUGCCGACAUCCUCAAGGACAGCGGCGUGCCGUACCUGCAUAUCAGCCUCGGCGCCUUCACGGAAGUGUUCUGGGGUUUCUUCGGGUUGUACUGCCACGAGGAUGGUACCCUUCGGUACUACGGCUCGCCUGACCAGAAGCUGGAUGUCACGACCUACCAGGACACGGCGGAGUACACGGCACGGGCGGCUAUUGACCCAGAGGCGACUGGCAUCCUGGAGUUUGCAGGAGACCAGGCAAGCGAGUGGUCCGCGGUUUCCAUCAAUGACGUGGCAGCGGCCUACAAGGAGGUGUAUGGCAAGGAGCUGCCCACCAAGUGCCUGGGCAGCACCGCAGACCUCGCCGCCGAGGCCAGCCGCCGCUUCCAAGCCGACCCCUCCGCCUGGCCAAUGUACAUCCCCCUCAUGUACCAGCGCGUCAUGUUUGACGGCAGCGCCAAGCUGCACCACGUGGCCAACAACAGGUAUCCCGAUGUGCACCCCACCGACAUGCGCUCCUUCCUGCGCCAGCACCCAGACCUGGCGGCGGUGGCGUGGUGGCCUGGCGCCCCGCUGCCGCCCGAGUACUACCGCAAGUAG
Chlorella variabilis is the source of this 969-nucleotide messenger RNA. RefSeq lists its product as hypothetical. The coding region runs from base 1 to 969 and encodes 322 amino acids. The record is from RefSeq and is a predicted model, not a curated record. The transcript is spliced from 7 exons. Lineage: Eukaryota; Viridiplantae; Chlorophyta; Trebouxiophyceae; Chlorellales; Chlorellaceae.